UUCCUUUUCUGCUAAACAUGCCUGGCAACUAGAAUGAAUUUGCGCCUUGCGUUUUUGAGAAGUGAUACCGCAUUCGACGGGACAACAUGUUUAAAAGCUGAAAGUCAGUUAAAUGCCACUUUGCUCGUAGCUGCAGUAUAAUUUUAGACUGUGGAGAGUCCACGGGUUCCAGCACCAACCUCCUGAUCAUCCUGAUGGUGUUCUGGGCUCUGAUUGGACAAUUCUAAUACAGAAAGUUAUUGCAGCAAUGUGGGAGUUCCGGUCCAUGUCUUUUUGGCGGGCUGUGUUUGCCGAGUUCUAUGGCACCAUGUUCUUUGUGUUUUUUGGCCUGGGAUCAGCUCUGCGUUGGACCACUGGACCACACAACGUGCUCCAAGUGGCUUUCUGCUUCGGUCUGGCAGCUGCCACACUUAUCCAGUCCAUCGGCCACAUCAGCGGUGGCCACAUCAACCCGGCUGUCACUUUUGCCUACCUGAUUAGCUCCCAGAUGUCACUGUUUCGUGCUUUCUUCUACAUCUGUGCUCAGUGCUUUGGAGCGCUAGCUGGAGCCGGUGUGCUGUAUGGGGUCACGCCAAACAAUAUGAGAGGCAAUCUUGGCCUGAACACGCUUCAGCCAGGCAUCAGUGUGGGAAUGGCCACCACCAUAGAGAUAUUUCUGACUCUGCAACUCGUGGUUGUGGUCUUCGCUGUGACAGAUGAGAGGCGAAAUGGACGACUGGGGUCUGCUGCCCUGUCCAUUGGCUUCUCAGUGCUUGUGGGCCACCUGCUGGGGAUGUAUUACACUGGAGCUGGAAUGAACCCUGCCAGGUCUUUUGCCCCUGCUGUGCUUUUUAGGAACUUUAUUAACCAUUGGGUGUACUGGGUGGGCCCUAUGAUCGGCGGUGCUAUGGGCGCUCUGCUCUAUGACUUCAUGCUCUUUCCCCGGAUGCGUGACCUGUCCGAGCGACUGGCUGUGCUUAAGGGCAACCGACCUCCUGAGGCCGAAGCCCAACAGGAGACCCGAGGGGAGCCGAUUGAGCUCAAAACACAAGCCUUAUAAACACUGCCAGGAAACUUUGGAUCCCUGACGCGACACAUACGUACAAUCUUUUUUCAUACACUCCUCACAUACCAACCAAGGUUGCUGUAGGGAGAAUCACACACACUUCCAAAGGCAAUCGAGACACUAUAACCCCUUCCCAAGGACUAUGAAUGAGGGUAAGAAGAGGACUUCCUGUGAAGGACUGCGAUCUGUACCACCAGGUAUAGGGAGUGAGAUCAGGUGGCUCACGCCGCUCAGGGGCACCUCUGUUGUUUCUAGUCUACUAAGAGUGAACUACACUAGAAGUGGACUUCUGCAUGCUUUCCAGUUUCACAGGGUUUAAAUCUCACAUUCAUUUCAGUUGAUUUUUUUCUUUGAUUUUUCAGAGAUGUGACAUGUGUACUAUAUUAUUAUUAGCAUUUUGGAACCGAUUUCUUUACAUUCUAUUUACAGUCGACAUUAUUCAGUUGUGCGUGUGUGUGUUUUCCAAGAGUUUUCAGUUUGGCUCUUUCAUUUCCACCAUUCGCCAUCUGUUUGUAUUAAUGCAAUGUUCUUUUUUUUAUCUCCCUAAAUGAUGGAAACAUUCCUUUGAAUCUUAGUUUAGGUGGAUGUUCAUUCACGACUAAAAGCUUUAUAAAUCCUUUGGGAAUUUGGAUCUCUCUUUGAGCCUGCUUCAAACUGUUGUAUUGUUCAAUUGUGGAAUAACUGCCCAUCGGGCGUUUCUUUAAAAGAACCAGAGUCACAUGAAAUAAUAAACACACAAAACACAA
Molecule: messenger RNA, 1791 nt
Organism: Cyprinus carpio (common carp)
Lineage: Eukaryota; Metazoa; Chordata; Actinopteri; Cypriniformes; Cyprinidae
Product: lens fiber major intrinsic protein
Exons: 6
Coding region: 248-1039 (263 amino acids)
Biological process (GO): transmembrane transport
Cellular component (GO): plasma membrane
Molecular function (GO): water channel activity
Source: RefSeq, a predicted model, not a curated record